Molecule: messenger RNA, 2195 nt
Organism: Calliphora vicina (urban bluebottle blowfly)
Lineage: Eukaryota; Metazoa; Arthropoda; Insecta; Diptera; Calliphoridae
Gene: Sply
Product: Sphingosine-1-phosphate lyase
Exons: 8
Coding region: 208-1872 (554 amino acids)
Biological process (GO): carboxylic acid metabolic process; sphingolipid catabolic process
Cellular component (GO): endoplasmic reticulum
Molecular function (GO): sphinganine-1-phosphate aldolase activity; pyridoxal phosphate binding
Source: RefSeq, a predicted model, not a curated record
AUUUAUCUUGUUUUUUGUUUUAAAUUAAUUAAUAAAAAUUAGAUUUUGCUGGAAAAGUUGUUUUCGUUUCGUCCAAGUGUUUAGUAAUUGUUAUUUUCAUUUCUGUUAAUAUACCUACCCACCAAGUCUUUACCCACAUUGCAUUAACAAUCUAUCAGCCAACAAAAAAAAAACACCAAAGAACUCAACAAACACACCGUCAUAAUCAUGAAACCUUUUCAAACUGUUGGUGGUGUCCACGAUUGUAGCAAACUAAUUACCGAAAAUAUUAAUCGCCUGUUUGUGAAUCGUGAACCCUGGCAAGUGGCCACCAUAACAGCCUCAGCUGUUCUAAGUUCCAUUUGGCUAUGGAGUUUUAUUAAUCAAGAUGAAAGCAUUUGGGUUCGUGGCAAACGACAAUUCUUCCGCUACCUCAAAAAAGUACCCGCCGUACGACGAAAAAUCGAAGCAGAAUUGGCCAAGGCAACGGCUGAUUUUGAGAAUGACAUUGCAAAGAGUUGUGAAAAACUCACCUAUUCCCUGGAAUUACCCGAAGAGGGUCUCUCCAAAGAUGAAAUCCUAAAAUUAGUGGAUGAACACUUGAAAUUGGGCCACUAUGAUUGGCGUGAUGGUCGUGUGUCGGGUGCUGUUUAUGGUUAUCAAGAGGAGCUAGUCGAUUUGGUGACACAAGUUUAUGGUAAAGCUUCCUAUACAAAUCCCCUGCAUCCGGAUAUAUUUCCGGGUGUGUGUAAAAUGGAGGCAGAGGUGGUGCGUAUGGCCUGUACUCUGUUUAGUGGUGAUGCUAAAACAUGUGGCACUAUGACCACUGGUGGCACUGAAUCCAUUGUGAUGGCUUGUAAAGCUUAUCGUGAUUAUGGCCGUGAACAUAAAGGCAUUAGCCAGCCUAAUAUGGUGGUGCCCAGAACCAUUCACGCUGCUUUCGAUAAGGCCGGCCAGUAUUUCAAUAUACAUGUAAAUUAUGUAGAUGUUGAUCCCGAAACCUAUGAAGUUGAUAUGAAAGCCUUUAAAAAGGCCAUUAAUUCCAAUACCAUAUUGUUAGCUGGUUCUGCUCCCAAUUUCCCUUAUGGUACUAUGGAUGAUAUUGAAGCUAUUGCUGAUUUAGGUGUUAAAUAUGACAUUCCCGUGCAUGUAGAUGCUUGUUUGGGCAGUUUUGUAGUGGCUUUAGCCAGAGCAGCUGGCUAUAAUACCAAAACAUUUGAUUUUGAGCUGCCGGGAGUAACCAGUAUUUCUGCUGAUACUCAUAAGUACGGCUUUGCCCCUAAAGGCUCUUCGGUUAUUUUAUAUUCCGAAGGCAAAUAUCUCAAUCAUCAAUUCACCGUCACCACUGAUUGGCCUGGUGGUGUUUAUGGUUCCCCCACCAUUAAUGGCUCUCGGGCAGGUGGUAUUAUUGCCGCUUGCUGGGCCACUAUGAUGAAUUUCGGUUAUAGUGGUUAUUUGGAAGCAACUAAACGUAUUUUAGAUACUGCCCGUUAUGUGGAACAAGGCGUACGCAAAAUUGAUGGCAUUUUUGUGUUUGGUAAACCGGCUACAUCUGUGGUGGCUAUGGGUUCAAAUGUUUUCGAUAUUUUCCGUCUGUCAGAUGCCUUAUGUAAAUUGGGCUGGAAUUUGAAUACCUUGCAAUUUCCUUCGGGCAUACACAUUUGUAUUACCGACAUGCACACGAAACCAGGCGUAGCUGAUAAAUUCCUAAACGAUUUACGUUCGGCUGUAGCUGAGAUAAUGAAAGAUCCUGGUGUACCAGUAUCAGGUAAAAUGGCCCUGUAUGGCAUGGCCCAAAGCAUUCCAGAUCGUUCGGUAGUGGGUGAAGUAACACGUUGUUUCCUCAAUUGCAUGUACUAUACACGACCAGCUACUAAAAAAAUCCAUCAGUAAUUUAAAUCAAUUAAAUUGUAUUUAAAUUUUGAAUUAUUAUCUUAUUUAAAUAUAUAUCUAUCUAUGUACGUAAUUUAAACAAUUGUUUUAAAACUGCACUUUAUUUAAGGACUUUUGUUACAAAAAAAAAAAAAAACAUUUCUGAUUAUUUUCUUAGUUUAUCUUUUUUUAUUAUUAACAAAUAUAUAUUUGUAUUCUGUUAUUUUUUAUAUUUAAUACAAUCAACUUUUCUUACUCAAUUAUUGUCUUAAUUAUGACUUAUAAAUUAUUAAUAAAAAUAUGAAAAAAAAUAACAACGUAUGUGAAUGUGAGAAAAAUAAAAA